AUGUUCCUUUGCCGCCCCGGCCGCUGCUGGGACGAGUUUGCCUGCCGCUACGCGUACCCCUCCGGCGCGGUGGGGGACGUCCACCCGCUGCUGGCGACGUGCGCGGCGGAGGAGCGGCUGCGGGAGCAGGCGCUGAAACGCGAGUCCCGUCGCCGGCGCAGCGCGAAGCGCGACGUCACGUACGAGCCCACGAAGAGUAGCAGGGGCGGCGGAAGCGACGGCGACUAUUACGCCGUCCUGGGCGUCGAGCGCGAUGCCACGGCGCGGCAAAUUAAGGAGGCGUACAACCGCCUCGUGUUGGAGAUACACCCGGACAAGAACCCGAGCAAAUCCGCCGCCUCCCAGUUUGACGCGGUGACAAAGGCCUAUCGCGUGCUUGGCAACGCGGAGAAGCGGCGCAAGUACGACAUUGGCGGCACCAGUGUUGUGGAGGACAUUGGCGAAAAGAAGCGAGACGCGGUGCGGGCGCUCUUUGGCGGUGACGCCCUGUACAACAUCGUGGGCGAUGUGAAGACGGGCAGCUUCUCGCAGCGUGUCGUGGAUGGUCUUGACUGGACGCAGGAUGAGCUUGCCGCGUGCCGCCAGCGCAUGCUCCAGCGCUGCCGUGACGAGCUUCUCACCGCCUACCUGCAGCCGCUCCAGCACGGCAACACGAAGACCGGCGGCCACCACGAUGGGGUCGGCCUUACGGACGUCAAGAGACGGCUGCAGGGGCUCCUCAACACUGGCCUCGCCAAGGAGGUGUUGUGUGCCGUGGGACAGGAGUACAUGCGUGUCGUGCGGUACAGUGAAGCGAGGAGUGCGUUGCAGCGACUUCAAUUCUUUCUGCACGUCAUAGCCCCGCACCGAGUCCAACGACGCGUGGACAAGUGGCGUGCGUUGGGCCGCAUUCGACAGCACACCUUCAAGGACUCCGCCGCCAUGGUGGACCUGGCGUGGUACACGUCGGUCGAGGAGCUUGAGUCGACGGCGCGGUGGGUGGCAACGGCGGUCAUUCUCGACCCACGCCUGCCGCUGGAGGAGCGCCAACGCCGCCGCGAGGCACUGCGCGUGAUUGCCGAGACAUUUGUCGUCUAUGGGCAGGUGUACAAGGGCGCCAACAGGCAAACGAUGGAUACGUUGAUGAACUCGCUGCGGGAGUACAAGCAGCAACAGCAGCAGCAAAGGCGGGAUAGCCAGUAA
Molecule: messenger RNA, 1182 nt
Organism: Trypanosoma conorhini
Lineage: Eukaryota; Euglenozoa; Kinetoplastea; Trypanosomatida; Trypanosomatidae
Product: putative chaperone protein DNAj
Exons: 1
Coding region: 1-1182 (393 amino acids)
Source: RefSeq, a predicted model, not a curated record